ACCAACCUUGUUCCGUUCCCUCGUGUUCAUUUCCCCAUGUUUGCCUAUGCACCCAUCGCACAGGACUCCAGAGCUACCCAUGAAACAAACACUAUCCGUGAAAUGACAUUGGCCUGUUUUGAUCCAAGCAACCAAAUGGUCAAGUGUAACCCGCAGAACGGCAAAUACAUGGCAACCUGUCUGCUCUACCGCGGUAACAUCGUCCCCAAGGAAGUCCAUGCUGCAGUUGCUACUGUCAGAACCAAACAGACUAUCCAGUUUGUCGACUGGUGUCCCACUGGUUUCAAGAUUGGUAUCUGUGAUAAAGCUCCUGAGCACGUGCCAAAUGGUGACAUGGCAAAGACGGACCGUGCAGUGUGCAUGCUUUCCAAUACAACUGCCAUCGGAGAGGCAUGGACGUCUCUCUGCCACAAGUUUGACCUUAUGUACUCCAAGCAAGCCUUUGUUCACUGGUUCGUCGGCGAAGGCAUGGAAAUGGGUGAGUUCGCUGAAUCUCGUGAAAAUCUAGCGGUCCUGGAGCGUGACUACCAGGAAAUCGCCAACGCCGAGGGUGAUGAAGAACCCGAGCAGGAGUACUAA
Trichophyton verrucosum HKI 0517 is the source of this 579-nucleotide messenger RNA. RefSeq lists its product as uncharacterized. The record is from RefSeq and is a predicted model, not a curated record. The transcript has 2 exons. The annotation marks the transcript as partial. Gene Ontology annotation, molecular function: GTP binding; structural constituent of cytoskeleton. Gene Ontology annotation, cellular component: cytoplasm; microtubule; spindle. Gene Ontology annotation, biological process: microtubule cytoskeleton organization; nuclear migration by microtubule mediated pushing forces; mitotic cell cycle. Lineage: Eukaryota; Fungi; Ascomycota; Eurotiomycetes; Onygenales; Arthrodermataceae.